This is a messenger RNA of Schizosaccharomyces osmophilus, 1272 nucleotides long. It is a transcript of the gene sum2, whose product is annotated as translation initiation inhibitor. Gene Ontology annotation, cellular component: P-body. The coding region runs from base 1 to 1272 and encodes 423 amino acids. Gene Ontology annotation, molecular function: mRNA binding. The transcript is spliced from 4 exons. The record is from RefSeq and is a predicted model, not a curated record. NCBI's taxonomy places the organism in Eukaryota, Fungi, Ascomycota, Schizosaccharomycetes, Schizosaccharomycetales, Schizosaccharomycetaceae. Gene Ontology annotation, biological process: P-body assembly; cytoplasmic stress granule assembly.
AUGACAGAAUUUAUUGGUUCUCGUAUUAGUCUGAUUAGUAAAUCAGACAUUCGAUAUGUGGGUAUCUUGCAAGAUAUCAACUCUCAAGAUUCUACUCUUGCUUUAAAGCACGUUCGAUGGUGUGGUACGGAAGGCAGGAAACAAGAUCCAUCUCAGGAAAUUCCACCGUCCGAGAACGUGUUUGAUUACAUCGUCUUUCGUGGAAGCGAUGUGAAAGAUUUACGCAUAGAGGAGCCAGCCAGCACUCCGGCGCCUCCUCCUGUUCAGCCUCCCAAUGAUCCUGCUAUCGUAGGGUCAAAUAGUGGUCAGUUUGGCUGGAACCAACCUGGUGCCGGUCCAAAUGGUCAGCCAAUGCCGCCUAAUCCUUACUACAACAUGUACGGACCAAAGAAUGGUGCUCCAUACAACCCUAUGCCUGGUGCUUCUCCUUAUUAUAUGUAUGCAAAUGCAGGAGGAGCUCCUUAUGCUCCCUCGGGUGCUGCUCCUUUGGGAACUCCAAUGGACGCUUCUACUCCUGCUGUACCCUACCAUAAUGGUCCCGUAGAUCAGCAGCAAGCUUCCACUCGCCCAGAUAUGCCUCCACCUGGUGUCUCUCAGCUCCUUCCUGGCCAAUCUCCUUUCAUGUCCAGACCAGGAUUUGAUGUCCCGAGCCAGAAACCCAUGACUCCAAACCUUCCUAAUGCUGGUGCAUCUAUUGCGAAUAUACCUCCUACACAAGUUUCCGCUGCUCCUAUUCCUUCUCCUUCUGUUAAUCCUUUAGGAUCUGGAAGUGCUACAACAAUUACCUCCAACCAGCUUAACAAUGAAGGUGAUAGAUCGAUCAAGUCAGUUUCAGCAAGCAGCGAACGCUUCACUGAUGCCGGAGACGCCGUCCAAUCAUCUCAUCCAGUGACUGCCUCUGUCAGUGUUCCUAGAAACGAAAGAGGUGAAUUUGAUUUCCAAUCUGCUAAUGAAAAAUUCCAAACUUUAAAGAGUGAGCUUGAAAAUGAAGAAGAUCAAAUCCAUCAAGACUUUUACAAACCGAGACAAUCUUUCUUUGAUGAUAUUAGCUGUGAAAGCAAGGAGAAAAGUAUAGAAGCUUUAGACCGUCGCUCUUUACGCGACCGUGAACGCAACUUAAAUUUGGAGACGUUUGGAGUCGCUUCUAGCGGAGGUCGAGGACGCCGUGGUCGAGGUCGCGGUCGCGGUCGUGGUCGUGGUCGUGGAGGAUACUCAAGAGGUUAUUAUCAAAGAUACAACGGGGCAAAUUAUGCUCCUAAUGCCCAACAAUAA